AUGGCGUCCUCCGUGCGCGCCGGGCGGCGGCUGCGACGAGCCCUGCGUCCCGGCGGGGAGCUGGAGGCGGCGCGCCUGCCCCGGGAGCUGCGGGCGCGGCUGGAGGCGGUUCUGAGGAGCAAGAAGGCCGGCGAGGGCGAAGACCCCCGGCCCGUGGUGCCCUUCCGCCUGCUCCGAGAGCUGCACGAGCACCUCCGGGAGCAGGGCUCCUCUGUCUUCCUUCAUGAGCUCCUGGAAGGCAGUGAAAUCUAUCUCCCCGAGGUUGUGAGACCCCCCAGGAAUCCUGAGCUGGUGGCCCGACUGGAACGGAUCAAAGUGCAGUUGGCCAAUGAGGAGUAUAGUCGCAUCACCAGGAAUGUUUCUUGCCAGGCCGCACGGCGUGAUGGGACUCUAGCUGAUUUUGGACGGCAAGUGAGGUCGGUGAAGGCAGUGGUCAUCUCCAUCUUCAACUUCAUCGUCACUGUGGCAGCAGCUUUUACCUGCACCUAUGUAGGAAGCCAGUACAUCUUUUCAGAAAUGGCAGCGAGGGUGCUGGCCGCAGUGAUUGUUGCCUCCGUGGUGGGUCUGGCUGAGCUCUACAUCAUGGUCCGGGCCAUGGAAGGAGAACUUGGAGAGCUUUAACAAGUGCUCUGCCCCCACCCGAAUCAAGUGUUUCCAGGAGUCCUGGGGUGGGGGGCUUUGCUCUCUCUUUUUUUCUUCCACCAUACCUUGGCCCUCCGUGUCAGCAGACACUCCUCUGCACGUGGGCUUAUAUUAAGGUCCAGGGAAGAGGGCUGGGGCUGCUGCCUCAUCCCUGCCCACGUCCCCAAGUCAGACACUGUCUUCGCCCUUAAUACAAACCCAGCCACCUGCAUCAGAACAUCACAGGGCUGAGGUAACUGCCCACCCCAAAGUGGUGCCCAUUUGGACUGAAAGAGGAACAGCAGAGAAUACUGAAGCAGAAAAACCUUCGCAUCCAGCCUCUAGCCAGGCUCUUGGAAAAUAAUUGCCUUUUGUCGAUUUUAGUUUCUGCCUUUAUGUUGACCUCAAGAUUUCUUCUAGCUCUUCCUCUCCUUCAUCUUUGUGUGUUUGUAUAUAUGUUUCCCUCCCUUCAAUGUCUGAGGCUUCCUGCCUUCAAAGCACUGUGUCCUCUGAUUCCAAGAAUGGGGAGAAAGGGGCGGUAAAACCUGUAUGUUUAUUGUUAACCACAUAAAUCCCUCCUCUGGCUCCUCUUGUGUCCAGGGAAAAUGGCUUCUGUGAAUCUUCUCUAGUCUGAAAAGAACAUAGAGUCAGUUCUUCUAUCAUGCUUGUUUUGAAAAAUGCGAAUUUAUUCCACUGGGAUUGAUAUAUUUGGGAACAAUUUGAGCAUAACACAAAUUUUGUGUUUGCUUAUGCACCAUUUCAUCUGACAGAAAACCGCGCCUCUUCACAUAACUCGAGCGUCCACUGUUCCAGCACCCACUUCCACAAGCAAACUUCAGGUCUUUUUCAAGGUGAAGUGCCCUAUAUCUUACGGUGCAUUGGGAGCUGUGGGCUGAUGAGGGCUGGUCUGCAUCUACCUUUUCCCCACCUUCCUCUGUGGGCAAGACCCACCCCCAGCCCCAGAGUAGGCAUCCACUGAAACUACCCUCCCCCUAGGAGCAACUGGAGUUUGCCAGCCCAGGCCCCCAGAGCCUCAGCCUGAGGCUGCAGGCACCACUGCUAUUUAUUGUGUACUAUUUAUGUAUUUCUCAACCAUUUAAUAUGUGUAAAACUGUUACCAUCUUUAUUAGGUGCCCAUCUCUUUUUAAUGGGUCACCGGUGAAGUUUUUGAGUUUUAUCCUCCUAACCUCAUUUUCCCAUAAGCUCUGGUUUUGAUUGCAAAAUUUUUGUAUUGCACUGUGGUUUUUAGGCACACGUGUCAAAGAGAAAAUCUUCAGAUUUUAUGUAUACUGUAUCUAAUGUAGCCUAUGUGGUAGCUUAAUGGAUAAGAAAAGGUAUGUGUGUAUAUACAGACAGACUUAGGCACGUGUAUACAAAGGGUGUUUCUGUAUAUAGAGGAUUUGCAUAAAGUUCUCAAAGAAUUCUUUUUCAGACCCUGUCACCCAAAAAGCCUCCCCUCAAGAGGAAGGCACUUAAACUGUUCUGCUGCUCACAGAGUUGAGCUUGAAGAAAGAAUUUCUGUCCUUAAAUGCUGUUUUCAGUUUGUUUUGUCAUGUGCCGAUAGGAUUUAUACAACUAUUAAAGUUUAAACAUUUAAAUAAAAA
Molecule: messenger RNA, 2225 nt
Organism: Vombatus ursinus (common wombat)
Lineage: Eukaryota; Metazoa; Chordata; Mammalia; Diprotodontia; Vombatidae
Gene: VMA12
Product: transmembrane protein 199
Exons: 6
Coding region: 1-621 (206 amino acids)
Biological process (GO): vacuolar proton-transporting V-type ATPase complex assembly
Cellular component (GO): endomembrane system
Source: RefSeq, a predicted model, not a curated record